This is a messenger RNA of Seriola aureovittata, 3294 nucleotides long. RefSeq names its product double zinc ribbon and ankyrin repeat domains 1 (gene dzank1). Gene Ontology annotation, molecular function: protein binding. Gene Ontology annotation, biological process: eye photoreceptor cell development. The transcript has 21 exons. The coding region runs from base 1027 to 3285 and encodes 752 amino acids. The record is from RefSeq and is a predicted model, not a curated record. Lineage: Eukaryota; Metazoa; Chordata; Actinopteri; Carangiformes; Carangidae.
ACACACACACACACACACACACACACACACACACACAGAGGAAGUGUUAGUGUCUGUAAAGAUGGAGGAUGGAGCUGCGAUGAUGAAUCGAUUGACAGAAAAUUGAUCUGUUACAAUUCUGAUAAUCGACUGAUCGUUGUAAAUUCUCUGCUUCUCAGGUGUGAAUGACUUCCUGUUUCCUGUGUCAGUAACAAAAUUAAAACGUUUGAAGACGUCCUGUUUAUAUCUAUAGUUUAUAUCUGCUGUGAACCUCCUUCCUGUCUCUACUUUUCUCUUUUACAUGUUUAAUGUCAUUAAAACUGUCAAAAGCAAAAAUAACAUAACUGAUCAUUUCCUACAAUUAGAUCAAAUAUAGAUGUUCAGUGUGAACAGAGACAAGCUACAAACAAACAGACAAUUAACAUUAAUUAAUACGUCAUCAUGUCUGCAGUGUGUACUUAUUAAAAAAGAGAAAAUGUUUAUAUUUCUUCAAGUAUGGCAUCAGAAAAUAUCAGUAUCAUACUGACACUGUUCAUUUCUAAUAAUAAUAAUAAUAAUAUUCUCUAAAUAAAGGUAAAUGGAAGAGAAUCUCAGCAGGGAGCAGGUUACCUGCAGGUAACAUCAGGUGACUGUGUUCACCUGGUGACGUUCACACUGACCAAACACUCUGGAUUUAACUGAACAGAUAAAAAUGAAGCUCCACUUUAGACAUGAAGAGCUCCUUGGAGGAGGACACCCAGAGAUGCUAACAGUCCUCCCGGCGGAGAGCAGACACUGUUCAGGUUCUGGUGACAGAGACUGUACGUGUAAUGGGCCGAAUGGACCCGGACUUCACAGAACUACUACACGGGUCAGAGAGAGUAUUUUGGCAGCACGUGUUCACCGGGUCUGACAACAGCCAGUAAAGACGACACCUGUCAGGAUUUACACGGAGCCCGCUUCCUCUCUCUCCGGGUGAACCGCGGGCUCCGGGAUGAGCCUCGCUGUCGUUGUCCCACUGACCUGUUCUCAAUCUCGGCAGGGUCCGACAGGUGAACAGUCAUCAUCAUGACAGCGGGAGCAGUGUCAGCUCCACUCAUCAUUCCCAUCAUCCACCUGCAGGCACACAGAGCCAAGAACCACAUCGACACCAACACACCUGUCUCCAUCCAGUCAGACUCUCCAGGUGUGCUAAUUUUCUACACGGUGGACGGGUCGAGGCCAGCGGGGGUGCAGCGGGGGUCGGCAGGCACCAGCAGGAAGUACAGCGAGCCCAUCCUGCUGCCUGCUGGUCGGGUGUGUGUCAGAGCCGUGGCUGUCUGCAGUGACGGAAGACAGAGCUCCACGGUGACGAAGGUGUUCUCUGUCGACCUCGUGGACUCCAACAACAGGAAGGAGAACCAGGAGAACCAUCAGCUGUUUCUAUUUCAGCGUCCGACUGAAGGAACCUCCUGUUCUCCUGAGAACCCUGCUGGUUCUUCACUGAGGCCCCCAGAGCCGAGGAUGAUGGGAAACGGUUCUCCUCUAUCAGGUCCUCGUUUCCUGAACAGUCGACUGGGUUCUCCGACCACCACAGCCCAGUCCGGUUCCUCCCAACGUUCCCAGGCAGUGAGUUCAGGUGUGCUGAAGCAGCUGAGCAGCACACACACGUCCAGAAUCCAACGGGACACCGACUUCCUGAGGUGCGCUCAGUGUCUGAGUUUCCGUCCUACAGACCCGUUUGCUCGGUUCUGUGCUCAGUGUGGAGCUGUUGUUCCUCCGUUACCUGAACAGAGACUGCCCCCUGCUGAGGGAGGACAGAAGGUUCUCUGUGUGUUCUGUAACACUGUGGUUCCCGUCAACACUCACACCUGUUUGAUCUGUGAAGCCUCCGUCCAACAACAACUACAACCACAGGCCGGACUCACACUGCAGGAUCAUGUGGUGUGUGUUUGCUGUGGAAGUGGGAAUCCAGCUCACAUCACCAACUGUCUGACCUGUGAGAGCCGCCUGCAGCCGGUGUGUGUGGGUAACGACACCCCCUCUGUCCCGUCAGCUGACAGCAGGAUGUUGUCCUGCUCCAGGUGUAAACGCAUAAACCACAGGGAUGCCAGAUACUGCGACUGGUGCGGCUCCAAGCCUGGUCAUGCAGCGAGCUCUGUGACGUGUUGGCGAUGUGGAGCGAGUGGACACCCGUAUGCCUUCUACUGCGCAGCCUGUGGCGUCUACCUGGAAGCACCAUCACCCACUUCCUGUAGUGACAUCACACGGACUGUUAGGGGCACCGCCCCCAGCCAGGCUUCAGCUUCGACCUCCCAUGAUGCCAUCUGGCAGGCCACGCCUUCGUCUGACCCCACACCCACUGUGAAGGUAACCCUGCCCACUGCUGAUCAGUACACGCAGACCGUUGGACUCUAUUACCCAUCAGCCACCGAGCUCCAAAAGAAAGACCAGCAGAGGGCGCUACAGCUCAGCAGACAGCAGGCGACCAGAGACCGCCAACCGCUACUGACCGCCAUCAGCCCGGGCAGAGGUUACUGGAGGAAGCAGGUGGAUCAUGUUUGUGCUCACCUGAGGAGUUACGCUCAGAACAAUGCCCCCUUCAGGACUCUGCUGGCAGAGCCUCGUCUGGGCCGGAUGGUCUCUGCUGUGGUUCAAGAAGAUGGUCAUGAAGUCAGUCUGACCAUCAGCUUCGUGUCGGCCGCACGAGAAGAGAAGCAGGUGGGUCCUGAAGGUGACGGUGCAGGUCCAGCAGGUACCCGUCCUAGAUCAGCACCUGCAGGUCGGACUGAGACUCUGAGCAGCGUCACAGAACGAUUCUCUGACAGCAGCAGUAAGAAAGGAAGUGAUGCGUCCACAGGUGUGAUGAAACCCCCCAGACCAAACUUGACGCCCAAACCUCCGGUGAAGGACAGUCAGCUGCUGAAGGAGCUGGGUCCAGGUCGAGGUCAGAUCAGCGUCAUCCAGCAGCUCCUGGAUCAGGGGGCGGAUCCCUCCUGCUGCGGCAGCAAUGGACGACACGCCUUGGCUGUUGCCGUAGUGAACGGGCACCGUGAUGUACUUCCUGUUCUGGUGCAGAGAGGAGCUGACGUGGAGCAGCAGUCCGGACAGAUGAAGAACACAGCUCUGCAUGAAGCUGCAGCUCUGGGCUCUGAAGGUCUGCAGUGUGCAGAGGUUCUGCUUAGCUGCAGGGCCAGUGUGAAGCGGAGGAAUGCCGCCGGUCAGACAGCGUAUGACGUGGCGGUGAGCUCCGGCUGUAACAACAUGGCGUCUCUGCUGGCUGCUCGGACCGGACUGGAAUUACUGGGCAAACUGAGAAAACCCAAACUGAACCUGGACGCCGUCUGAGGAACAGAC